AUGCCUGCCAUCGAUGUGAUGUCCACACUGGGUCGGCUUGACCUCGUUCUAUACCUUCAUAACAAUGGGGCCAUGGCCACCACCAAUGCCAUGGACUAUGCCGGCUCUUUCGAGUUGAUCCAAUUCCUUCAUCACAAUCGUACUGAGGGCUGCACAAACAAGGCCAUGGACUGGGCCGCCGAGCACAACAUGUUGGAGUCAGUCAAGUUCUUACAUUACAACAGGACGGAAGGGUGCACCCCUGAUGCUAUGGACGACGCCGCGCUCAAUGGACACUUGGAGAUCAUCAAGUUCUUGCACGUUAACAGGACCGAGGGAUGCACCGCCAUUGCCAUGAGCUUCGCGUCGCGUAAAGGACAUCUUGACAUCAUAGAGUAUCUACAUCACAAUCGAAUAACAGUACAGUUUUAUAGUGACACCAUGAGUGUCGCAGCACAGAUAGGACGUCUGGAUAUUGUCAAGUUCCUCCAUUAUAAUCGCACUGAGGCCACAAGUGUGUGGUCCAUGAACUUGGCUGCGGAUAGAGGCCAUCUCGACGUCGUGGAGUUCCUGCACACACACCGCAAUGAGGGUUGCACGACCAAUGCCAUUGACGAUGCUGCAGGCAAUGGACAUCUUCAGGUAGUGCGCUUCUUGAACGAGUCGCGCACAGAAGGCUGCACGAUCAAGGCAAUGAAAGAGGCAAGCCAUAAUGGACAUCUGGAUGUAGUACAGUAUCUUCACGCGCUGGGCAAGCCGUGCACGAGCGAGGCAAUGGACAAGGCUGCCGAGGAAGGACACUUGGAAGUUGUCAAGUUCUUGUCGAUCAAUCGGACUGAGGGCUGCACACACAAGGCCAUAGACUGGGCCGCAAAGAAUGGCCAUCUCUCAGUUGUAGAGUACCUCCAUCGACAUCGAACAGAGGGGUUCACAGCAAAUGCAAUAUUAACAGCUGCGGAACAUGGACACAUGGAUGUGGUGCGCUAUCUACACGAGCGAUGUCAGCCAGUAUUGAAUGACAAUCAUUCACCAAUGGAUUGCGCCGCAUAUGGAGGACACCUAGCCGUGUUUGAAUACCUUCAAGAGCAUAAGAUUGGAAGGUGCACUGAACAAGCGAUGAACUUGGCCGCCCAAAAAGGACAUCUAGACAUGGUGAAGUACCUGCAUCAACAUCGCACCGAAGGAUGUACCAAGUUGGCGAUGGAUGAUGCGGCCAAGCGUGGCCACUUAGAUAUUGUGGAGUUCCUGCAUAAAAAUCGCACAGAGGGAUGCACGCCAGAGGCGUUUGACUUUGCCGCCAGGCAAGGAUACCUGGAUGUUGUGAAAGUUCCUCCACUUCAAUCGCACUGA
Molecule: messenger RNA, 1329 nt
Organism: Acytostelium subglobosum LB1
Lineage: Eukaryota; Evosea; Eumycetozoa; Acytosteliales; Acytosteliaceae
Exons: 1
Coding region: 1-1329 (442 amino acids)
Molecular function (GO): protein binding
Source: RefSeq, a predicted model, not a curated record